Molecule: messenger RNA, 273 nt
Organism: Bursaphelenchus okinawaensis
Lineage: Eukaryota; Metazoa; Nematoda; Chromadorea; Rhabditida; Aphelenchoididae
Source: the annotation of a GenBank genome assembly
AUGGAGGCUGCUACAUUCUCCGUACCUAUGAUGCUGAUUGGCAUGAUCUACGAUCAAUCUCGGAAUGCUCGACUGGUCGAGCGAAAUGGGUGGGGACUGAGUUUGGACAAGACUUCUUUGAAGCCCGGUCCAGAAGAGUUCGAACAGAAGCUUGUGGGCAUGUUGAUCAACGGCAAGUACAAGAAGAACGCCGAGAGAAUCAACCGGUUGAUGAGGACCAAGCCUCAGACUGGCGAACAGAAGUUCUUGUUCUACAUCAAGUUCCUGGAGUAG